UAAAGAAUUCUCUACUCACAGAUCUUUCUCAGUGAAGUUCCUUCUCUCUCUCUCUCGCGACUCUAGGAGUGGAGUCUGGACCAGAAGAGUUUCUGAGCUUUUGACAACAGACACAGUUGUCUCCCUCGCUAUGGCGGCUGAGAAUAUACUGAAAUCCAGAGAGGUUUCAACAAUGAUAAAGCAGGGUUUCAUUCCAGACCCAUCACUCUGUUUCGCUCCUUCAAGGAUUGUUUCUAGGGUUUCUCCUUCUUCUUCUCCCUCCAACCCUUCUCCUCCUCCCGCUUUUUCUGACAAGCUCAGAUCCAGUCCCACCCUUUUCGAGAUGAUGUCCGAAUCCAAGCGUACUGUUGACAAGCGUCACGAGCUCCAGAAGAGGGUUUCCAAGAUCUUGGCGGAAGCUCCAUUUAACAACCUCAAUGGUGAGAGUGUAGGUGAUGUGAAGCUUACCAUCACCUCCAAAGAUGGCUUUAGCGUUUCUAUGAACGUCCAUCGCCGGGUGCUCGCCGGUCGUAGCCGUUUCUUUGCGGAGAAGCUCGGGCAGGAUGGGGACGUCUCUCAUUCAGUGGAGAUCUGCGAUUGCGACGAUGUUGAGAUUUAUGUGGAGACUGUGGUUAUGAUGUAUUGUGACGAUUUGAAGAAGAGAUUGACGAACGAGGAGGUUCGCAAGGUCUUGGGUUUGCUCAAGGUUUCUGCAGCUAUGAAAUUUGACGCCGGGAUAGUGUCUUGCCUGGAAUAUUUGGAAGCAGUCCCAUGGUCCGAGGAUGAAGAGGAGAAAGUCAUUUCUCACCUCACUCAACUCCAGCUUCAUGAUUCAGUCACAGAAGUUCUGCAAAGAAUUUCAGUAGAACCUUCUAGUUCAGCUAGAUCUGAUGAGAUCUUCAUGCGACUCCUCACCAGUGUUCUACAAGCCAAGGAUGAUAAAGCCCGACGAGAAAUGAAGACUCUGGUAUCUGGUCUGCUCAGAGAGGACACCACCGCUCACGGCAAGCAUAACAGAGUUGAUGUAUCUAGAGAAACCCUUUACCAUCUGUGCCAUGGAUGCCUCAGUUCUCUUGUACUUUGUUUAUCUGAAGCUGCAAGUUUGGAUGAGAGCAGGCGGGAUCGAGGAGUGCUAAUGGGUGAGAUCACUCGAGAAGCUGACAAUAUGCAAUGGAUUGCCGGUAUUCUGAUUGAAAAGAAGAUGGCUGAUGAUUUUGUGACCUUGUGGGCAGAUCAGAAAGAGCUUGCUAUCCUUCAUUCGAAGAUCCCCUCAAUGUAUCGGUAUGAAAUUAGCAGGAUCACUGCUCAGCUGUGUAUUGCAGUUGGGAGAGGGCAAAUCUUGUUGCCAAAAGAUGCUAGAUAUUCUUUGCUAUCAACAUGGUUGGAAGCUCUAUAUGAAGACUUUGGAUGGAUGAGGAGAGCUUGUAGAUCAGUUGAUAAGAAAUUGGUGGAGGAUGGAUUGAGUCAGAUGAUUCUUACAUUGCCACUACCACAGCAACAGGCUCUCUUAUUGAAUUGGUUUGAUCGAUUCUUGAACAGAGGAGAUGAUUGUCCCAAUAUCCAGAGAGCAUUUGAGGUCUGGUGGAGAAGAGCUUUCAUCAGGCAAUAUGUGACUGAUCAGGAUCACUCACAUUUACAGAUUGCUGUCUGUGAUGACCCUACCUAAAGAUGGCGAGUAUCUUCUGGAGAAGGAAGAAGAUUUUGAUUGUAAGCUCCACUCUUCUAGUGGUGUUUCUAAUCCCAUCACUCUUUAUUUGAGCUUCUGUGCCAUUUCUCAGUGCCCAGAGUUGAUGUAAAAUUUGUUGCAAGGCAUGAGAUCAAUCUUAAAGUGGCUUUUGAAGUACCGAGUCAAGAUAAUGGAUCUCUCUGCCAUGCGCUAAGUAGCUGCUUUGUGCAUCCCAUGAAGUUUUUCAUGACACCAGAUCUGUGGUUAGGAACUAAAGACAAACAAUGGAUGACUUCCCAGCAUUUGGAUCAAAGUGGGUAAUCUUUGCAACAUCCAUGUGCCUGACUUGGUCA
Molecule: messenger RNA, 1998 nt
Organism: Telopea speciosissima
Lineage: Eukaryota; Viridiplantae; Streptophyta; Magnoliopsida; Proteales; Proteaceae
Product: BTB/POZ domain-containing protein At5g60050
Exons: 3
Coding region: 131-1645 (504 amino acids)
Molecular function (GO): protein binding
Source: RefSeq, a predicted model, not a curated record